Molecule: messenger RNA, 1185 nt
Organism: Melampsora larici-populina 98AG31
Lineage: Eukaryota; Fungi; Basidiomycota; Pucciniomycetes; Pucciniales; Melampsoraceae
Exons: 4
Coding region: 1-1185 (394 amino acids)
Source: RefSeq, a predicted model, not a curated record
AUGGCGGUUUUUAUCCUUUGUUUGGGUAUUCACAGCGAUUUCGCUGUUCUUACUUGGAGAAGAAAUGUGAUUUCCGAUGCCGAUGCCUCUCUCGUUUUUGCAGCUGCAGCCUCCCAUCACUGGAAGAAGGGUUCCGCAGUGAAAUCACUCAAAUCCUUGAAUGCAUCGGUUCGUGCAUCGCUUCCGGAGUCAGGGGAAGCUAUAUGUCAAUCGCUAGCCGGGUUUGCAAGGGAAUUGCUGGGAUACAACAAGUUCACUAAGACGUUUCCGCCCGAGCCUAGCCCUGAUGAACGUUGUCAACUUCGACCUCUCAAACAGAAAGAUAUCAUGUCUGAUCGGCGCGUUUUCACUUUGCAAUCACCUUCUGGAGAUGAUGGACAAGCUCGCAACAAGUAUUACCGAUUUAAAUAUCUUUGUAUCGCCGACUUGGAGAAGCAUGGUAUCAGCCGGAUCACUUUUGACUGGAAGGCGCCUGAUAGCGAUCCUUGGAAUCGUACUAUGGCAGUAUUCCUUUUCAAACAUUGGCAAUAUGCCAACACUCAAGGUGCUUUCAAGGAGGCAGUUCCCUCCGAGAACGACGAGGAUACAUGUAUCGGUAUAAUCCUUCGAUGGAUGCGAGGACGCGCUGUGGACAUCCGCCAAGGACGCCGAUCUCCUGAGAAGAUUCUACGGAAGGAGACAUGUCGUAAGAAGAUAAAGUCUCUUUUACAGCUAUUUGAAUACCGGAAACAAUCACUUCAUCGUGUUUUAUUGGCAGCAAACCUUCCGAACAGCGAAGAAGAGCUGUUACCUUCGCAGGACUGCUGCUCCGAGACGGAGUGGGAACCCGAAAAAACACACUGCCAUUCAAUUGGGCUUGUCUGGCGUAGCAGACAGUAUGCUUCAUUACUGCAUCAAAUUGAUAAAGCAUCUUUCAAGUACUGUGCUUCUCAAAAUGGCCUAUUAAUUGCAUCACAACGGUUUGACCAAUGUCGCAUCGAGGCAACUCGUACCAAUCCAAAUGCUCCAUAUAGUGAACAAAGUCGUAUCAUAUCUGUGGUUGUCUUUACAUACAUAUUUUCAAUAGCAAUAGAAGUUGGAUUAGUAGAAAUGUAUCGAGUCAAUUUCAAGUGGAAGACAUGUCCGAAAUGCCCUGAAUACAUAAAGUGGUUAGCUUGGGUACAUUGUAUCCAUAACUUACAGUGA